UCGUCGUCCGUCGUUCUUUCGUUCGUUCGGUCAACUUCGGCUAGUUUGUCAAAUCAAAUCCAAUAUCUCAUCUUUGGAUUUGUUUCAUUGUUUUCACCAAGAAUACAAUAAAACUUUGAUUAUAUUAUAUUUAUUGCAUACGACAGUGGAAUUUGUGAUAGCCAAAACAUGUCGGAUGGGCCAGAUACACCGCCCUUUAGUACUGUAGACAUCAAUAGCGAGAAUAUAGAAGAUGAAGACCUAUUUGCAUCUGCGGUCCAGGAAGUCAGCCUGGACCCUGAAGUUAAUGGAGCUCGGGAGGGCUUGGAAAAGGCAACCAUAGGUGAACCUCCAUCAAUAACAACUACUCUCAGCAGCCCUAUCAUGGAAGAGAUAGCUACAGAACGAGCAAACAACAUUAUAAUAACAGUUACGGAACCACAAAAAAUCGGAGAGGGCAUGAGCUCAUAUGUUGCGUAUCGUGUGCUUACUAAAACCAACAUGCCCAUAUUCAGCAAACACGAAUUUGCUGUGCUCAGACGUUUCAGUGAUUUCCUGGGUCUGCACGAGAAGCUCACCGAGAAAUAUUUACGUUCCGGGAGAAUUAUACCGCCGGCACCUGAGAAGAGUAUAGUUGGAACAACCAAAUUAAAAAUGACUUCCACACCAUCUACUGAGAGUGCAAAUGGAAGCAACUCGGCAGCUAGUGUACAGUCCCAAUUCGUGGAGCGGCGUCGGGCAGCUCUGGAACGGUUUCUCAAUCGCGUCGCACAACAUCCCGUUCUGUGCAUCGAUCCUGACUUCAGGGAGUUUUUAGAAUCUGAUACUGAAUUGCCGAAAGCGACGAGUACGUCGGCUCUAAGUGGUGCUGGGGUGCUGCGUCUUUUUAACAAAGUGGGUGAAACCGUUAACAAGAUUACCUACAGAAUGGACGAGUCAGAUCCGUGGUUCGAGGAGCGGUGCGGCCGCGUGGAGGCGCUGGAGGCGUGCCUGCGGCGACUGCACGGCGCCGGCGACGCGCUGGCCGCCGAGCGCCGCGAGCUGGCCGCGCGCGCGCACGACGCCGCCCGCGCCGCCGCCGCGCUCUCCGGCGCCGACCCGCACGCGCCGCUCUCGCGCGCCCUCUCGCACACCGCCGACCUGCACGAGAAGGUACGCCCGCCGCCACACGCCGCCACACGCCGCCACACGCCGCCACACGCCGCCGAGCGCCGCGAGCUGGCCGCGCGCGCGCACGACGCCGCCCGCGCCGCCGCCGCGCUCUCCGGCGCCGACCCGCACGCGCCGCUCUCGCGCGCCCUCUCGCACACCGCCGACCUGCACGAGAAGAUCGAACAAUUGAGAAUUGAACAAUCCAACACUGACUUCUAUGUACUGAGUGAACACAUUAAAGACUACCUCGGCCUUAUUGGUGCCAUCAAGGAUGUCUUCCACGAAAGAGUCAAGGUGUUCCAAAACUGGCAACAUGCUCAAAUGCAACUUACGAAGCGAAGAGAAAACAAAGCGAAGGCCGAAUUAGCCAACCGACCUGAAAAGAUUGAACAGGCAUCCAAUGAAAUUAUUGAGUGGGAAGCGAAAGUGGAACGUGGACAACAGGAAUUCGACACAAUAUCCCGCGUAAUCAAGAAAGAGUUGGAACGAUGGGACGAAGUCCGGCUGUCGGAGCUGAGAGCCACCAUCCUGCGCUACCUGGAGGAGCAUAUGAAGCAUCAGGCACAGGCAAUUCGCUACUGGGACGCGUUCCUGCCAGAGGCGCGGGCGAUUAAAUGAGUCGGGGAAUGACGGCGGCGCGCUUCGCCUUAACCGCACCCGCCAUCAACCGACACCCGCACCCACAUCGCUCUUAACACCCUAACCAUAAGGUUUAUUAUCCAUUGAUCCAUCCACUUGAACGUGAGCAUAUUCAUACUUACCGACCUUAAUUGUCUACCUUAUAUUAAUAUACAUAAGGAUGAAAUAUGUUAAAUGUAGUCAGUGUUCGAGCAAUACCGUGUUCAAUGAGUUUUUCCGUAUUUUAUUAUAAUAUAAUUCCUAUUGUCGGAUAAAGGUUUAUCAAAACGAUUCGCUUGUAAAAUAAACUCUAAAAAAGGAAAGAAGUUUGCCUAAUCACGAAUUAAAAUAUAGAUCACUAAUAACUUCUAUAAGCGAUCUCAAAUUGCCAAAAUGUAUAUAAUUAUUAAUUGCGAAUGGAAAAUAUUUAAUAAAAAUAGCUAAAAUUUAAUAUUUAUCUUUUAUCUAAAAGUCAAAUAUAUCGUCAUAGUCGUAGAAUACUGACGGAUCUAUAUAUGUAAUCUUUGUCAGAUCCGUCAGUAUUCUACGACUAUGACGAUUUACCUUUACUAUAUCUACUUUGAACAUAGGAAAUAGUGAUUGAUUGCUCUUAAAAAUAUUUCUACCGUCUUCUAAAAGGAGGAAUUCAAUUGUAUGGUUUAGAUAUGUUCCCGGUUAUAUUCGCUAACUUGUGACACGGUUUUGAUCAUUAUUUUUAAUCGAAACUGUUUACUGAGAAUAGCAAACUUACAAAUCUUAAGUGUGAUGCACUACAUAUUCGUUAACUUUCACAUUUGUGAUAAUAAUAGGAUUACAUUGGAUAUUUUUUGUGUUAAUCUUUAACUGGUGCAAUAAAGAGAAAUAAAUUUGAAGAUACCAUAAUCCUUAGUAGUAUUAUGAAUAUGAAAGCAAGUUCCUUACCCCAUAGCGCCUUCACGGCUCAGCCAAACGUCACAUUUAGUAUACACAUAGUCAGAGGCGGCUCUAGCCCAUGCAAUCAAUAUCCUAGUGCAAGUGCAUGCAAGUAAUAUCCUACUAGAGGAGUAGGCACGCGGUCAAAAUGAUAUAUUUACAGGUAUAUUUUUACCAAUGAACAGAAAUGCGGGUAAUUUUAAAUGAUGUUAGCAAGCAAUAAGUAUACGAGUAAAAAGUAUUUUUUAGGGAAAAAACGAUUACAAGGAUAAAACAAGCACAUAUUUUUGACUACAAUACAAGACGCUCGUGAUACAAUGGAAAUAUAUUAAAAAAAAAAUACAUGACUUGUCGUGUUUUUGCAUUAGCAAAAACUAACGAUGCACUCAAAUGACUCCUGCUCUUUGAAAGAAUCAUGAAUGACUCGACGCUUGCUAAGACCCUGCGCCCGUAUUGCAUUACGCGCUCUGCACCAUAGGUAAAGCCGCCUCUGCACUUAGUAUUUGAUAUAUGGAUGUACAUAGACUAUCUCGGUAACACAGACGAGGUUGCGAAUACAGCUGGUAACGUCAUAGAAGUAUUGAUUAUCUUAUUUAUUUAUGUAUAUACAUUAAUUAUAAUUGUAGUUUAAUAAUUUUUUUUUUUUGUAUUUUGUAGCGUUUUUUGUUUUUCAUUCUUUUUAUCUCUUUUUACUGUUUAUGUCUGUAUUAUGUGUAUGUUUAUAUUAUUAUUUGUGUGUUUUAAGUAAUGCAAAUAACAUAUCUAUCAGAUAUAUAAAUAUUUUCCAUUCGCAGAUUACUAAUUGAAUCUUAUAGGGCUUACAUAAAGUACCCAUAACAAUUUAAAAUAUGAAAGUAUGUUCUGAUGGGUGAGUAAUGAAAAAAGUAUAAAAAUCUGCCCCACGCUGUACAACCAUCUGUUUGUAUUGAUUAUUAAUUAGAUAGGUAAAAUGUAACAAUGUGUAUAUUCGUAAUCUAAUAUCUAGAAAUAAAAAAAAAAAUAUUUUUAUUACAAACCUUUCAUGAUUAACUACGACAUUGUGAAUGUGUUUUAUUUUUAAUAAACACACUUGUACGCUUUAUUUAAAAAAAAAUCUAUUGUUUAAAAAAAUAAAGAGUCAAAGACAAACCUAAAAAUAUUGUAAGUAGCCCACUUAUUCAUAAAAACUAAAACUUUCUACAAAUCUAUUUUAACGAAUCUGAUUUGAAAGAGUCAGUUUUCACUGUUUUGACACUUUCUUUCAAAUUGGGAAUUAAAAUCUAAAGAGAAAACAGUUCAAUUGCUAAACUAGGUUUAUAAAAGGUUUAACGUUUUUGUAAAUAUGGAGGUAUGUGUUUAUGGGUGCAAUUAGAUUUUUAUUUAAUAGUCCCUAUAGUUUUUAAUUUUCGUGGUUACCAAGCUAUGGUGACCACGCAGAGCCCAAAACAUAAGGAUAAAUACUUGCUUAAGUAUUUACGCGCAAGCGAACUGCUUACAUUUUUUUAUAUUGAAUUAUUUAUUGAACACAAUUAUGUUUUUUUUUAUUGUAUUGUUGAAUUCAUUCCCUCAAUUCGGGACCACAUAAUCUCUGUUAUUUUAUACUUUUAUACGUGUAGCAUAGUAUGUUUCUUUGCAUAUCGCUUUGGCUACAAUCAAAGUUUAGCCUUGAUUUGUAAUAUUUCAUAAUGUCUUUAUGAAGACAAUUUAAAUGCUAAUUCUACACUUAUAUUUCUCUUUAGGAAAACUAAGAUUUUGUAUUUACAAUUGAGAAAUUUCGCAAUAAGGAAAGUGUAUUAUUUCGUAUACAUUUUUAUUUAUUAAUUAUUAUAUUUAGCUAUUCUGUAAUCAGUAACUAAUUUGACAUUUAGGGCGUCUGCAGACGAAUAACUUUUAUUCACGAAAAAUAUCAUUUAAUCAUGCAUUCGUACCUCGAGAAUUAUUCCUUAAUAAAAUUAUCUAAAUUUAAAAUCCAUCCUACCUAAAGUUCAGUAAUAACCUUUUAAUUAAAUUUUUUUUACAAAUUUAACUAAAUACAAAUUUAUGAUUACGUGACUACUUCUGUAUAAACUGUUAUCCCUCUCCAUAUUGCAUUCGAAUAUUGUGUACAAAUCGAGUGCUACGUAUACUAUAAAAUCAAUAAUCGACAGAAUGCCUAUGAAUACUCCAUCUGGGUUUAUUAGUCGUGUGGAUUUUACUUCUAUAAAAAUAGUUGAUCUUAUAUAAUAUAUAUAUAUAUAUAUAUAUAAAGAUCAGUGCAGACUCGCAAUGAAACAUAACGCAGGUCUUGUCAGGCGCUAUCUAUUUUGUUGUACCAAUUUCAAUCAUAUGUUCUAAAUACUAAAGUCAAAUUUCAAGUGGUCAUGGAUUUUUUUCAAACAAUAAUUAUUGGGAUAUGAUAUUGAUAUUUAAACAAUGCAUAUUUCAGUAACGAGUUAGUCUUCGCCGUUAUGGCGUCGGUCUGCACUGAUCCUAUUAAAUAUAAAUAGAUAAAAACACUAUAUUUGUCAAGAAAAAUGUAUAUAAACGAGGCUCUAGACUUACUUACCUAUUGUCCAAUGAACAAUCAUUACGUAUUUAUCAAGAAUAAUUAUCAAUUCGAGAAUAGAAUCAAACCAAGGAACUCAAAGCCUCAAAACUGCAUUCAAGUCACUAGACCAUAAUGUUAAAUGUAAUAUAAUGUAUAAAUCGGUCAGUGUACGAUGCAGUCUUACAUUGAUCCUAGAUAGUUUUCAUUGUAUAAUGUUCAACUCAUUAUACUAGUGUGUAAGGCACUUCAUGUUUUGUUACUAGUUAUUACUAUGACAUUAUAACUAGGGGGCGUCGGUGUAACAUUCAAGAAGUUCUAGAUAAAAGAGGGAGAAAGAGAGAAAAUCCAUUUAAUUUGUGUUAUUCAUUGUCUAACAGAGCUGUUAUUAUAAUGAUAUUCUGUGUGAUAGGUAAAUGUACAAAUUAUGCUAAUUGUUUACUUUUUUUUUUUUUCUUAUAAAAUUUUUAUUGUACACGGAAACAACAAAGGGAAAUGUCUAAAUAUGGAACAGUAUUACUUCACGAACUUAUUCCUAUGAAGAAUUUCUACCAAACUAAAGAGAAUAAAGAAAAAAGGAUUUUCUAAAAAUAAAAUAUAAUUUUCAGGAAUGCAGUGUAAUUUUUAUUUUAUUUUUUUCACAUUUAAAUGAAUUAUUAUGGUUUUUAAUUGGAACGGAGGUAUAAUUUGGAGGGACAUCUUAGACUCGUCAUCCAGCAGUUAUAAUGUCAUUAUUACUUGUAUGUAUAUUUUUAUAGUCAUUGUUUUUAUUUUAACUAUAAGAAUACUAGAUAUCGUAUAUUAGAAAUUGUAUUCCAAAAGAAUGAUUACGUGUGUGUUGCAGACAAAGUCAUAAUUUGGACAUUCUCAAUAAUUCUAAAACGUAAAUUUUGCACAUUAUAUUAACAUGGUGUAUUUUGCUCAGAUUGUUGUUAAAAAUGUAUCAUCCACAUAUUUUAUGGUAAUAAUAUUUUCUUGAUCAAGCAUACGUGAUCGAUUUUGACUUUGUUAAUACUUUAUUUUGGUUACGUGAAUAAUGUUUUAAGGCGUUAUUGUUUUUAUUGUUCAAAUAACAUAUUGGGUUGGUGCAUAUGAAAUUGCCGAUUUAAACAGAGGAUCAAAAACAAAAAAUAAUUCAUUUAAAAAUUAUUUAUUUGUGAUAUAAUAAUUACUUAUUGGCUUCAACACAUAACAACCAACAAUCCACCAAAGAAUUUAUGCUAUUAUAAAAAGAAAUUAUCUUUUUUUUUUAAUCAAUAAAUUCACGAAAGGCAACAUAUACAAUAUCUUGAUAAGAUUUAAGUUUCUUAUUUUUCAAAAAAUUGUCCUAAUUUCUGAACAUAUGGAGUAAUGUGUUGAAGAAAGAUCAGGCGAGUAUGGUGGGUGCGGUAAAACUUCAUAUUCUAGCUCAUGUAUUUUUUUAUUAACGAUUUACGCGACAUGUGGUCUAACGUUGUCAUGAAGCAGGAUUACAUCAAUUCUGCUAACCAAUUUUUGCUGUUUCUCUUUUAAUUUUUCAUGCAUCUUAUGCAGUUCGACACAAUACUUUUGGGUAUUCAUUGUCUCACUGUGGCAAAAAGUUAUAAUGGAUAACGCCUGUUUGUGACUACCAUAUAGUAAGCAUAACUUCUCGAGGGUGAAGUUUUGAUUUGGGGCCAAACAUGGACGUUCACUCUUAUGUAACUAGACCUUCGUGUAUUAUCAUAAAGCACUCACUUUUCAUCGCAUGUUACUAUACGGUCAAGAAAAGGUUCAGUUAUUUGUCGAUGGUAAAGAAAUGAUAAAACGAUUUUUUCUUAUUUUGCUCUAAGAGUUUGGUACCCACUGAUCAAGCUUCCUUGCUUUACCAAUUCUUCUAAGACCUCAAACAACAGUUGCAUGAUAGACAGCGAGUUCUUGUGCAAGUUCUUGUGUAUUUAUAUGCACAUUGGACUCCACUAAUUGUUGUAAAAUUUGCUCUUCCAGUACGCGCGAAGGUCGACCGCGAGGCUCAUUUUCAAAAUUCUCUACUCCACAACGAAAUUUUUGGAACCAAUUUCUCACUGUCCUUUUAGAAACUGUAUUCUCCCCUAAUUUCUCUUUUUUUUUUUUUUGCUGUUUCACGUGAACUUAAUCCACCUUUGAACUCAUAAAACAUGAUACCUCUAUUUUUUUUUCGAAUCCAUGGUAACAAAGAAAAACUUAAGUCACGUCUAACGUCUGAAUCCUCUGUUGUUGUUUAAAAUAUCAAUCAAGUACAUGCUACGCUUUGUUUACAAUAACAAAAAUUAACAAAUCAAAACGUGUUCGUUAAUACGCGCCCACUGUUUUACAUUGUUACGCAAUCUGCAAUUUCAUAUGCACCAACCCAAUAUUUUUAAAAAUGUUUACAUUUAUAAUACUAAAGUCGUACAACAACAGUGCGAAAUGUUAUGUGUGCAUACAUGUUAAGUAUUCGACAUUAUGUUUUAUUGGAAAUGCGUAGAAUAUAUAAUUAGUGACUUCGUCUGUAACAAAAUAUUUACCUUAUUAGAUAAUUAUUAGGUAGAGUGAUUGAAAAAAUCUCGAGUCUAAUGUAUUCCUUAUUUUUUAUAUUGCCAAAUAUAUUUAGAGGUAAUUUGGUGUAACGGAAGAGAUAAAUAUAAAUAAAAUAAUGUUGAUUUCGAAUUCAAA
Messenger RNA from Galleria mellonella (greater wax moth), 7816 nucleotides. It is a transcript of the gene Snx1, whose product is annotated as sorting nexin-2. The transcript is spliced from 10 exons. The coding region runs from base 169 to 1749 and encodes 526 amino acids. Gene Ontology annotation, cellular component: endosome; endosome membrane. Gene Ontology annotation, molecular function: phosphatidylinositol binding. Gene Ontology annotation, biological process: early endosome to Golgi transport. The record is from RefSeq and is a predicted model, not a curated record. Lineage: Eukaryota; Metazoa; Arthropoda; Insecta; Lepidoptera; Pyralidae.